Vigna unguiculata (cowpea) is the source of this 1513-nucleotide messenger RNA. RefSeq names its product homeobox-leucine zipper protein ATHB-13-like. The record is from RefSeq and is a predicted model, not a curated record. Gene Ontology annotation, molecular function: sequence-specific DNA binding; DNA-binding transcription factor activity, RNA polymerase II-specific. Gene Ontology annotation, biological process: positive regulation of DNA-templated transcription. Gene Ontology annotation, cellular component: nucleus. NCBI's taxonomy places the organism in Eukaryota, Viridiplantae, Streptophyta, Magnoliopsida, Fabales, Fabaceae.
UAGAACUAUAGAUUCAAACAUAUCUCACCCCCUGUCCCUCUCUUCCUCUCUUCUCUCUUCUCUCACCUUUUCCUCCCAACUUCCUUUUCCUUUUGAAAUUAUCACAUAAGAAAACAAGAGCUUCCCCCUUAAACUGAUAAGGUAUAUAAGCCACCCUUCACAACAAUUUCUCCAUCUCCUUCAAUUUAUUAGCGGAAGAUGUGGCGCAUUAGACCUUAGUCUUGUUCACAAUACUUCUUCUCUCCGUAGAACCUCAUAUGCUUUAUAAGCCAUCCUUUGGGACAAUAUCUCCAUCCUAUUCAAUUUAGCAGAAGGUGUUCUGUAUCAGACCAUAUUCUUUAUCUGUUGUUUGUUUCACAACAACACAGUUUUAUUCUUCUCUUCUCAUCCCACAUGGUGAUCAGAAUAUCAUUCAGCUAUUGAAGAUCAGUGGCAGGCAUAGACUAGCAAUGAUAUGGCUUUCUUCCCAGCAAAUUUCAUGCUACAAACACCUCACCAAGAUGACCAUCAACCUCCACCUUCACUCAACUCAAUUAUAACUUCAUGUGCACCUCAAGAGUACCAUGGAGGAGCAUCCUUUCUGGGCAAGAGAUCUAUGUCAUUUUCGGGGAUUGAACUUGGAGAAGAAGCGAAUGCUGAGGAGGAUUUAUCUGAUGAUGGAUCACAAGCAGGAGAGAAGAAAAGGAGGCUUAACAUGGAACAGGUGAAGACACUUGAGAAGAGCUUUGAGUUGGGAAACAAGCUUGAACCUGAGAGGAAAAUGCAGCUGGCGAGGGCUCUUGGCUUGCAGCCUAGACAGAUUGCUAUAUGGUUCCAGAACAGGAGGGCUAGGUGGAAGACCAAGCAGUUGGAGAAGGACUAUGAUCUUCUCAAAAGACAAUAUGAAGCUAUCAAGGCAGAUAAUGAUGCACUUCAAGCUCAGAACCAAAAACUUCAGACUGAGAUAUUGGCACUGAAAAGCAGAGAACCCACCGAAUCCAUCAACCUGAAUAAAGAAACUGAGGGCUCCAGCAGCAAUAGAAGUGAGAACAGCUCAGAAAUCAAGUUGGAUAUCUCAAGAACCCCAGCUAUUGACAGUCCUCUAUCCACUCAGCAGAACAGCAGAAACCUCUUUCCAUCUUCUACUAGACCAACAGGAGUUGCUCAGCUUUUCCAAACAACUUCAAGGCCAGAACUUCAGUGCCAAAAGAUUGAUCAUAUGGUCAAAGAAGAGAGCUUAAGCAACAUGUUUUGUGGCAUUGAUGAUCAAUCUGGCCUUUGGCCUUGGUUGGAGCAGCAGCAUUUCAAUUGAUCAAGCAAAGAGAGAGUGAGAGAGUGAGAGUUUCAGAUUGCAAUGUAGUUUUCCCUUUUCCGGAUGAAAAUGAAAUCAUCUCGAGGGUGUCUGUGUCAAUUGAUUACCAUAUACUUAAUGAGUUAUUACAUUAAAACCCAUGUUUUGGUAAAAAAUUGAUGUAUAAAAUAGGAGAUAUCAAGCAGAAUAUUUCAGGUGGGGCUUGAAAAUUUUACAUAAAAA